Molecule: messenger RNA, 3840 nt
Organism: Osmerus eperlanus (European smelt)
Lineage: Eukaryota; Metazoa; Chordata; Actinopteri; Osmeriformes; Osmeridae
Product: epidermal retinol dehydrogenase 2-like
Exons: 8
Coding region: 172-1092 (306 amino acids)
Cellular component (GO): lipid droplet
Molecular function (GO): oxidoreductase activity, acting on the CH-OH group of donors, NAD or NADP as acceptor
Source: RefSeq, a predicted model, not a curated record
AAGCCGAGUGCAUUGCAUUCAUGACAGCGUUCUCGUGCCCUAACCAGGCGCCCACUCACUAACACAGGGAGGUGCGCUUAUCCCCGCAGCCCUUCAAACUUUGUUUUACUACGGUUCCAGUAACUGACGAAACGGAUAAGCAAACACGUCGUAAGUCCAGAUACCGUCAAAAUGAACUUCUUAGUGGAAACACUUCAGGUGAUUUUUCUGUCGUUCUACUACUACAUCGAGGUGAUAGUUCGCCUCUUCAUCUCUCCGAAGCGGAAGAAUGUCACCGGAGAGAUUGUGCUUAUCACUGGGGCAGGCAGCGGCAUCGGCCGGCUGAUGGCCCUUGAGUUUUCCGCCCUGGGCGUCUCUCUCGUGCUCUGGGACAUCAAUCAGGACGGGAUGAAGGAGACAGCGCGGUUGGCUAAGGAGGCAGGCGCGGUCCGGGUAUCCUACUACCUCUGUGACUGCAGCGACAAGGCCGAAGUGUACCGAGUAGCGGAUCAGGUGAAGAAGGAGGUUGGAGAUGUGAGCAUCCUCAUCAACAAUGCGGGCAUCGUCACGGGGAAGAAGUUCAUGGACGCCCCGGACUCCCUGAUCGAGAAAACUGUCCAAGUCAACACCAUGGCUCACUUCUGGACCUACAAGGCGUUUCUGCCUGCUAUGGUAGCGAACAACCAUGGUCACCUGGUCAGUGUGGCCAGUUCUGCUGGACUGAUAGGAGUCAACGGACUGGCAGACUACUGUGCCAGCAAGUUUGCGGCGGUCGGAUUUGCUGAGUCAGUGGCGUUGGAGUUGCUGGCCACAGGCAAGGACGGCGUGAAGACCACCAUAGUCUGUCCGUACUUCAUCAACACUGGCAUGUUCGAUGGAUGCCAAACCAAGUGGCCCAGGCUGCUCCCCAUCCUGGAGCCUGGCUACGUGGCCCAGCAGGUGGUGCGUGCCGUGCUGACAGACCAGACCUACCUGCUCAUGCCCCACAGCCUCUACUGGAUCAUAGGCCUCAAGAAUAUCCUGCCUGUCAAGCUGGGAGAGGUGCUGGGUCUGUACCUGGGAGCCUUCAGCGUGAUGGACAGCUUCAGAGGACGCUCCAAGAAGGAGGACUGAGAGAUGGAGAGAUGGAGGGAUAAAGAGAUGGAGAGAUGGAGGGAUGGAGGAUGGAGAGAUGGAGGGAUGCAGAGAUGGAGGGUGGAAGGAUGGAGAGAUGGAGAGAUGGAGAGAUGGAGGGAUGGAGAGAUGGAGGGAUAAUGAGAUAGAGGGAUGGAGGAGAAAUUGAGAUCCCUGACAUGCCUGUCCCGCCCCCGACACCUCUCCCUGCCCUCAUUGGACGAGAGGAUUGAAAAGAAAGACCCAUGUGGUGACAUCAUAGGUGCUCUACCAAUCAGGAUCCUACCAGUGUUUAGAGGUUAAGGGAUAACCUCGGACCAGGUAAAUAAUAGUUCUGCUUUAUGAAGUAAUCUACGAGUACAAUUGUUUAUAUACUUAGCAUGUUCUCAUAAUUUUUAUUGAUUAAAAAGUUUAAAAGGGUCAUUGACUGAUUUUAUAGGGUAUUUCACACUGUUCCUUAAGGUCUCCGAAUAGGGUAUGUAACAUUGGUUGGGCUGAAAAUGGCCGGGGUGCUGUUCUAUGCGCCCUAAUGCAACCCUGUGAAAUUCUACCUGUGCUAGAUACAGGGAUACGUUAGCAUUGCUAAUAACUGUUAGCGACAAAAUCAUACUACAGCUUGCGGUUUUGAUGAGCAUACGGUUGGAUGUGUACAUACAUUUUGGGCCGUGACAAAGGAACAGACCAGAGCCUAAAAAGGUGGAGCCACGGAGUUGAUGUCAACUCAGUGGCUUUUUGGAAAUCGCCCGUUUUACAGCAGCAGUUUCAAAUUGUGAUAUUUGCAUAGGAAAGAGGUGUCAAUGGACUUUGAUGUUCACUGUAUGUCCAUUUUACCCACCGAACUGUCGUUAUGCAACUAUGACAAGGUAAACUCGGUUUUGCAGUCAAUGACACCUUUAAUGAGUUUUUUCAACUCAGCAAAUUAAGACUGUUAAUGUGACUGGAGCAUCUGUUCGAUAAUGAAUGAUUUAUAGGAUUUUAAUGACUUGUUUGAUUUUAAUGACUUGUUUGAUUUUAAUGAUUAAUAUGAUUCUUGAAGUUUAUAUUUUUACUGAAUCAAAGCACACCUGUUUCCCUGAGAGGAAUGUUUUUCUGCAGCAGGUCUUCAGGGCCAGUCAUAUGGUGUCAUAAUGUAAUUACAUCAUAAUGUGCAAUAUAAUCAUGUAAUUACAUCAUUAUGUACAGUGUCAUAAUGUAAUUACAUCAUCAUGUAACAAUGGCAUAAUGUAACAAUGGCAUAAUGCAAUGACAUCAUAAUUAGGGGUGGGGGAAAAAAUCAAUUCACAUAUGAAUCGCGAUUCAGUCUUCUAGAAAUUCACAUCAAUUCACAAAUUUAAAAAAAUCUAUAAUUUAAAAAAAAUUAUAUUUAAAAAAUGUUUUGAUUAAAAAUCUAAUUUUUAAUCGAAUCGUGACCCCAAGAAUCGAAUCGUGAGUUACCAAAAGAUUCCCACCCCUAAUCAUAAUGUAAUGAUGUCAUAAUGUAAUGAUGUCAUAAUGUAACAGUAAUGUAAUGAUGUCAAAAUGUAAUGAUGUCAUAAUGUAAUGAUUCAGUUGGUCCAGAGAGCAGAGGUCAUGUGCCCCAACCCUCUUAUCCAAUGAGAGGCCAGGUAAAGAGUUUGGACAUGGCCACAUAUUUAGAGUUAAUGUGUAAAAAAUAAGAAAAAUAAUGAUAAUUGACAGCCUUUAUGUUUCUGGUCCAGCUUUAAAUGCGAGACCAGGACGACCCUCCACCUCUCUGUCAGCUGUCUGCUUGUUGCUAAACUCUCCAACGUUUAAUGUUUCAUAAAGCCCCCUCCUCUAGCUGCAGAGCCGGAGUUGGCAGCGAGGUGAGCAGCAUCUGUGUAGUUCAGCUGUGUGGCCAAGGACGUCGCCCCCAGACAUGUAAACACUGUGUUUUGAGCAUUUGAAGUUAUGUUUGCAAAGGAUUUAAAUGCGCCACAUUUCAGAAGUCCAGGCACAUUGUUAGGGAAACACACACACACACACUCAGAAAGCCCCCAUGUGCUUAGGUUUAAUGAGUACUAUGCCUUGGAUUAGUCAGUGGCUGUUAGCUAUGGCAACUAUGUAACUAUGGUAACUAUGUAGCUAUGGUAACUAAUUGACUGGUCCCACAGUGGCCCCUCAACACCACAUAGCAGAACUGGGAGAACCCUGCUUAGAACCAUAGAACAGAGUUAGAGAACACAGACACACACACAGAUACACACACAGAUACACAGACACACACACAGAUACACACACAGAUACACACGGCUUGUGAUAGACAUGACAGCAUGGACACACAGUCUUGAGACUUGUGAUUGACACACAAUAGAGCGCAGCUGGGGAUCUUAACCAUAUUGUUAGACAGAGGGGGGUGGGGGUAUAUACGUGUAUAAAAGCAUAUAUACUUGCGUUUAAAGGUUGAAUUGCCAAGUAAAAGAUAUAUGAAUGUUGUGCACCUUUAUACUCAUGUAAUCUCAAGGCGGUGCCAGAAAAUCUUCAUCAUUUUUAUUUGCUGCUAGCAAUGUUUUAAUGUGGUAGAUUCUCAUAUUUCAUUGUUGUCUGUUUAUAUUAAUGGUGGCGUAUUGUACCGUUUCAAUGUAUUAAUCUUGAAAACUAAGCACAUAUCUUUGUUCUAAGAUCCUAAAUGGUAAUAGUACCUUAUAUUUCAUGAAGCAAACUGUUUAGUACAUGAAGCAUAUUGUAAUAAAUACCUGUAACCAUAAUUUGGAUUUAAAUAAAUAAAUAAUAAACGAGUGAUUAAAUGUU